CUGGAGGGGUGGGCGUGGCCAGAGCGCGCUGGUGUAGUGAUACGUGCGGAGGAACAUCGUCGCCGUGGUGGACGAUGUGUGCAAGUGUACAAGUACUGCUGCUCCCUGCCAGGCACGUCCCCGGACCUUCAGGACUCAGCGGAGAACCAGGAAAGACCCACACGGAUCUGGGAGGAGUUAGCGAGGCACCGAAGUGACCGGAUCACUCCCACGUUCUGCCAGGAAAGAGCGAAUAAAGGAAUAUAUGGUCAUCCGAUUGUAAGAGCAGCAGGAGACGCCAUGGAAGACGACCUGAUGUUCAGCAUGGAGGAGGAGGGCAGCGCCAAGAGACCCUCGGUCCAGAGGAGCGGGCUGAAGCUGCGGGCCUCCUCCCUCAGCGACGCCAACGCCAGCGAUGACGACGACGAUGAAGAGCACUUCAUCUCCCCCCUCCUGGAUGACUCCGCCAGGGAGGUCUGCCACUACCUGAAAAACAUGGUCUGCACCAGGCAGCUGUCCAACUCUCUGCCCAAAGGCGGCUUCAUGUACAAGCAAGAAAACGAAACAGAGGCGGAAGCGCGGUCGUACAGUGUUUUGUCCGAGAGCGCACGGGCGGCGUGGAUCCAUGCGAUCGAGAAGGCCCGGGCCAUGCCCGACCCCUGGGCUCAGUUCCACCUGGAGGACAUCGCCACCGAACUCUGCGUCCGUUACAGAUACAAUGCCGUCACAGGAGAGUGGAAACAGGACCAGAUCCACCUCAAGAUGGGUUCUCAGCCAUUUGGGAAAGGGGCCAUGAGGGAGUGUUUCAGGACGAAGAAGCUCUCGAAUUUCUCACACAGCAGCAACUGGAAGAUGGCAUCCAAUUACGUGUCCAAGCGUUACAUGGAGCCCGUGGACAGAAACGUCUACUUUGAAGACGUGAGGCUGCAGAUGGAGGCCAAACUGUGGGGGGAGGAAUACAACCGCCACAGACCUCCCAAACAGGUGGACAUCAUGCAGAUGUGCGUGGUGGAGAUGACCGACAGACCGGGCAAACCCCUCUUCCACCUGGAGCACUACAUCGAGGGCAAGUACAUCAAAUACAACUCCAACUCCGGCUUCGUGAGGGACGACAACAUCCGGCUCACGCCUCAGGCCUUCAGCCACUUCUCCUUCGAGCGCUCGGGCCACCAGCUGAUCGUGGUGGACAUCCAGGGAGUCGGAGAUCUCUACACGGACCCUCAGAUCCACACCGAGACGGGGACCGACUACGGGGACGGGAAUCUGGGUGUGCGCGGCAUGGCUUUGUUCUUCCACUCCCACCUCUGUAACAAGAUCUGCAAAAGCAUGGGCCUGACGCCGUUCGACCUGGCCCCGGUGGAGAUGUCCCAGCUGGACUGCACCAACAAGCUUCUGAAAUCUGCCAAAACCGUGCUGCGGGGCUCGGAGGAGAUCUGCGGGUCGCCCCGGGUCCGGACCUUCUCGGCCAGCCGGGUGCCCCCCCUGCUGUCCCGCAUGUCCGAGACCUCCUCCGCCGACGAGAACAUGAGCGAAACCGACUCCGUCCCCUGCUCCCCCCUCACCCUCCCCGGCUUUCCGCUGGGAGCGGGCGGAUCUUUGGGCAGGUCUCCCUCCGGCUUGACUUUCGCCGGAAUGGCCGAACACGACAGACUCAACAAUAACAACGCGGGGGAACACAAGGAGUCAGAGAGCGGAGGAGACAGCGGCUACCCCAGCGAGAGGAGGAGCGAAGGGGAUCCCAACGACCACGUCGACGGGGUCCACCAUCGCUACCACAGGCCUUAUUCUGAAUCGGAUGAGGACAGUGUCAGAAGGAGAAAGAUGGUUGCUCCUCCAAGAGUCUCUGCAAACCUUUAUUCAAACAGUCCCGAAGAAGAAAGGCUGACGGAGGAGAAGUGGAGCUUCUUCCAUUCGUCCCGCGCUCACGUCCACCGGCCCUCCUGCGUGGCCACCGAAGUGGAGCGCCUCAAUGCUCUGCUGCAGAAGAAGAUCGGACAGUCCAUCCUCGGAAAGGUCCACCUGGCAAUGGUCCGAUACCACGAGGCGGGCCGUUUCUGUGAGAAGGACGAGCCGUGGGACCAGAACGCGGCCAUGUUCCACUUGGAGAGAGCGGCCCUGUGUGGGGAGCUGGAGGCCAUCGUGGCCUUAGGACAGUGCUGCCUGCAGCUGCCACAUCACAUCCUGCCGGACAUGGAGCUGGAGGAUAACGCAGGAAACCGAAUGAAAGGGUUCAAGUACCUCCUUCAGGCCGCCGAAGCCGGUGACAGAUCCUCCAUGAUCAUAGUGGCCAGAGCAUUCGAUAACGGAUUCAAUCUGUCAGCGGACAGAAAGCAGGACUGGGCCGAAGCCAUCCACUGGUACGACAGUGUGCUGAACAUGAUGGACUAUGACGAGGGAGGGGAGUUCGACGGCACACAGGACGAGCCGCGCUACCUUCUGCUGGCCAGAGAGGCAGAAAUGUACCAAGAGGGAGGCCACCACCUCUCGGCAGACCCUCAGAAAGCAGGUGAUCUGUUCACAGAAGCCGCAGAAGCUGCCAUGGCGGCCAUGAAAGGUCGACUGGCCAACCAGUACUACAUGAAAGCCGAAGAGGCCUGGGCGUUGAUUGAGGACUAAUUGUUGAGAGUUGGUUUACGCAUUCAGCGUACAUUCUGAAUGAUCACAGUUUACAUAUUUUUAUGACAGAAUUUUUGCUGUUGGCAGUUUGUGUGUGUGUUUGCUGAGCCACCGAAGAUGAGACUUUUCUCUCCCCGUUUCUGUCUCCGUUUGGGAGGCAAAUCAUCCCGGCUCAUUUCCCCUUUUAAUUGUCCCUCUAAUUAUCUUUUUAUUUAAGUAAAGAUGGCUGUAUGAAACACAGGUUGUUAAAAAUUUUAACAAAGAUUAGUUUACUUCGCCCCUUCAAAAUGGUGACGUACUUAUUUGGGAAGAAUUUAUGUGUAAAUGGAAAAAAAAAAAGUGUAUUAAACUUAAAAUUAUAAACUAUAUAAAACUGUUUCAACAGUAUAAAAGUGUAAAAUAAAGUUUGCAUUGCUUUUUAUUGGUCAUCUUUAUUUUGUGGUUGUUGUCUACCACAUAAGGUCGUUUGAACAAAUUAGUCUACCAGCGAGGGAAAGAACCAAUUGUGACUUUUUUUAAUAUAGUUUCCUGAGUUCGAAGAUCUAAUAUUCUUGAUCAACUUCCACUGUUUACUUUUCUCUCAGUUCAAAUAUAUACGCCGUGUAGACAACUGAAGAAUUUAGCUUCAAUUAACAUUCGGAUCAGACAUUACAGUUGUUUCCAAUGAAUAAACUUUAUUCAAACAAUCCACAGGUUAGUUUUUAGAGAUAGCCAAAGGGCCUUUUAUCAAUCUGACAGACGAUAGCAAAUCAGUGUGUGUAGUCUUAUGGUAUGCCCAUCAGAUGGCUUAAUGUGCUGUACCUAACACCAUGUACGUUGCCUUUUCUCACAAAAUGAUCUCAAAAUGCAACUAACAGUGGUUAGCCGUAUACUGUUUCAUAGACAAAAGCUUGAGACUGUUCACUUGUU
Menidia menidia (Atlantic silverside) is the source of this 3504-nucleotide messenger RNA. The record is from the annotation of a GenBank genome assembly. Lineage: Eukaryota; Metazoa; Chordata; Actinopteri; Atheriniformes; Atherinopsidae.